Molecule: messenger RNA, 572 nt
Organism: Anopheles stephensi (Asian malaria mosquito)
Lineage: Eukaryota; Metazoa; Arthropoda; Insecta; Diptera; Culicidae
Exons: 4
Coding region: 157-486 (109 amino acids)
Cellular component (GO): extracellular region
Molecular function (GO): peptidase inhibitor activity
Source: RefSeq, a predicted model, not a curated record
AGCGUGGUGGGAGAGAUUCAAAAUGCACAAGUUAUCUCCACGCGUCUAGAGACUCGUUCAGAUCAGUUCAUCAUCUAACGUCCACCGAGAGUGAGACUCGUUCACAGACUUCGUUCAACCGCUUUUUGGAUCGUUCAAACCAACACUUGAACCAACAUGGCUAAGCUCGCCCUAGUUGCCCUGGCCCUAGCGCUGUGUGUCGUCAUCGUGAGUGCUGCUGGAGAUGAGUGUCCGCUAGCGUCCAAGGUGGCAUCCUGCUCGCCGACCUGUCUGAGCGAUCGUGAUUGUGCUGACAUCGGUGGCAAAUGCUGUGCCAACUCCUGCAAUCGCAAAUCCUGCGUCGAACGCAGCAAACUGAAGCAGAGCAACAACAAGUAUAGUUCCAGUUCCGGUUCGGGCUCAUACUGUGGCAGUGCCAAGUGCAACUCGUUCGAGAAGUGUGGUACCGAUCCAGCCACCAAGCGCCAGAAGUGUGUCCGUGCGUGAUGAGCGGAAUCGGAGUGGAGUUUAAGUUGUAUUUGUGGGUGUUCAAGGGAGAUUUAUGAAAUAAAUCAUGUAUGUUACGCAUUAAA